AUGCUACUGAAUACACGACGUUCACCAACUCGUGUUGAUAUAUGUGAUUUUAAUAGAUUACAUUUACGUGAUCAUAAUGCAAAUAUUAAUACAAGAAACUAUCUUUCAUCUAAAUCACCAUCAUCACCUAUGCCCUAUCGUGAUUUUCGUUUAGUUGUAACAAAUCGUAUUCCAUCAAAUAUUGUUAUUUUAUCAAGAACAUCAUCUUUAUCUGCAACACCAACAAAUUCAUCAAAAUUGAAACGACGAAAAAGUGAACAUAAUAAAAGUUCAAAACAGCCAGGUUUUGAUGUUUAUCGAUCACUUGCUCGAUCUGUAUCACGUUGUUCAAUAUCUUCUGAACGAGAUCUAUCAAAUGAUGAUAUGAAUCAUUUAGCAAAUCCUUUUACUAUUGAUCGUAUAUCUCUAUCACCAAGUACUGGUUAUUUUCAUCCAAAUAAUUUAUCAAAAACUCCAAAAUAUUAUAUUUAUUCUAAUGAGAAACGAAGAUUAUUUAGUAGAGCAAAAACAUAUGAUGAAUUAUCUUCAUCAUCACGUUUUGAAUAUAUGCAACGAAUAUCACCAGAAACAUUUCAUCGAACAACACCAACUAAUCCAUACUAUGAAGAAGAAGAUGAUGAUGAAACACUCACAACAGCAACAACAAUAACACCGAACAUUUUGCCAUGUACUCCAACAACUCGCACUCGUAAACAAAUACAUGUUUAUGUACCACAUGUGUCUUGUUAG
Molecule: messenger RNA, 729 nt
Organism: Rotaria sordida
Lineage: Eukaryota; Metazoa; Rotifera; Eurotatoria; Philodinida; Philodinidae
Source: the annotation of a GenBank genome assembly